AUGUCUGGCGGCACGUGGCCCAACGGCUCCACGGCGCCUCACCUGCCACUUUCCAACGACUCAUUCGAUGACUUUGAAAGUUCUCUCGACCGGGCGCUCCACCUGGCCUCCACAAACUUCAACAGCUUUUUCCGAGCCUCCACCAGCCGCCACGGCCUGCUGGGCUCUAUUUCCGCCAUUCCAUUGGCCAGUUUUUCCAGUUCCGAAGACCCUGAUGACGCCCACGAAUUGUUUGGUGCCGAUUCACAGCCCUUAAUCGCCGGUAACCUCGGCUCGUUUGACGAUACUCGUCAACUUCCACGUUCUCCAUCGCCUUCAUACCAUGGGGCCACCUCUUUUUCCGCCAAACUUCGCCAGACGCUCAGACGCCUGCUAGGGCUCUACCGGUUCGUUCGGGGUGAGAUGAGUCGUGAAUUGAAGCGGCGUUCUGCUGAAUCAGAUGACUUGGGUCUGGAGCGUUAUGUGUCUCCCCGAAAUAACAGCAAGAAGUCGUUUGUCACCAAUGCGGUGUCCAAUGCAAAAUACAAUCCCAUUACGUUCAUUCCGGUCAUUCUCUACGAGCAGUUCAAGUUCUUUUUCAACUUGUACUUCUUACUCGUGGCCCUAUCGCAGAUCAUUCCACAAUUGCGGAUCGGAUACUUAUCGUCGUACGUGGUCCCAUUAGCCUUUGUUCUCACAGUCACCAUGAUGAAGGAGGCCGGUGACGAUAUUGCACGUCGACGCAGAGACAUGGACCAGAACAACGAGCAAUAUGAAGUGCUCAACAGAGAGUCCCCGCUUACGCAAGACGUGACAAUGGUGGCCUCAAAAAACCUCAAAGUCGGUGACUUGGUGCGUCUUCAUAAAGACCGAAGAAUCCCAGCCGACAUGAUCCUCAUCCAGUCAUCAGACUCCAAUGGUGAGUCUUUCAUCAAGACUGACCAGUUGGACGGAGAAACAGACUGGAAACUUCGAAUUGCAUGCAGCGUCACCCAAAUUAUCACCGAUGUGUCUAAGCUCGUAAAUAAUAUCUCAUUGAUUGUCGGCCGUCCAACGAAGAAUAUCCAUACAUUUGAUGGAAAACUCAUAUAUCAUCAAAGCUCCGCUAAUAACAAAACAGUGCCUUUAACUGUGGAUCAGACGUUAUGGGCAAACACAGUGCUUGCCUCGGGUACUGCUAUUGGUAUCGUGGUAUACACCGGAGUUGAGACCCGCCAGCUGUUGAACACCACCAUGUCUGGUGUGAAGACAGGCUUAUUGGAACUUGAGAUUAACAGCCUCUCGAAAAUCUUGUGUGUUACCGUGUUCUUUUUGUCUGUAAUAUUAGUUCUUGCUCAUGGAUUUCCUUUGAAGAGCACCUGGUACAUUGACAUAUUGCGGUUUCUUAUUUUAUUUUCUACAAUUAUCCCGGUAUCUCUCAGAGUCAACUUGGACCUUGCCAAAUCCGUUUAUGCUUCUCAGAUUCAAAAUGAUCAUGAGAUUCCCGACACUAUCGUGCGAACAUCGACCAUUCCUGAAGACUUGGGUAGAAUUGAGUACUUGUUGAGUGACAAAACAGGAACUUUAACCCAAAACGAUAUGGAAAUGAAAAAACUCCAUCUUGGCUCCAUUUGCUAUGCAGGUGACACGUUAGACAUUGUCACGGAAUAUGUCAGUAAGCUCCUACUCAUUGAACUGGCACAAGGCGCUUCAUCAAAGAGGAAAGACUUGGGUUCCAGGGUCUGUGAUUUUGCACUUGUGCUUGCACUCUGUCACAACGUUACACCUUCAGAAGAGGAUGGAGAGGUAUCUUAUCAGGCAGCAUCGCCUGAUGAGGUUGCUAUUGUGAGGUUCUGUGAAAGCGUGGGCCUUCGUUUGUACAAGCGUGACAGAUCGUCUAUCACCCUUUUGCAUCUUGCAACCAAUCAGGAAUUGCAUUUUAACAUCCUCUACAACUUUCCAUUCAACUCGGACACCAAGAGAAUGGGAAUUGUUAUCAGGGACGUUUUGAAAGACGAAAUUUGGUUCAUGGAAAAAGGCGCAGACGUGGUCAUGUCAAGAAUUGUGAAUAGCAAUGACUGGCUAGAGGAAGAAACCGGCAACAUGGCCCGAGAGGGCUUACGAACUUUGGUAAUCGGAAGAAAGAAGUUAAACAGUACCUCAUUUCAGGAUUUUUCUAAGGACUAUGAACAAGCUGCAUUGUCAAUGAACGGACGUGAAGCAGCUAUGCAGAAAGUAGUUGGGCAGUAUCUUGAGACAGAUGUUGAGCUUCUUGGCUUGACGGGAGUGGAGGACAAGUUGCAGAAGGACGUGAAAACUUCCAUUGAGCUUCUCCGUAAUGCUGGUAUAAAGAUUUGGAUGUUGACAGGUGAUAAAGUUGAAACCGCAAAGUGUGUGGCCAUCAGUGCCAAGUUAAUUUCUAGAGGUCAGUUCGUUCACCAGAUCACAAAAGUAUCACAUCCUGACAUGGCAAUGUCUCAGCUUGAUCAAUUAACAAUCAACUCUAACUCUUGUCUCUUGAUUGAUGGUGAGUCCUUAGCAGUCUACAUGAAGUAUUUCUCGAAAGAGUUCUUGGGAAUUGCUAUUCGGUUACCAGCAGUGAUUGCUUGCCGGUGUACUCCUCAACAGAAGGCCGAUAUUGCUUUGGCAAUCAAGCAAAUUACCGGAAAGAGAGUUUGCUGUAUUGGAGACGGAGGAAAUGAUGUGUCCAUGAUCCAGAGUGCCGACGUCGGUGUGGGUAUUGUUGGAAAGGAGGGCAAACAGGCAUCUCUUGCAGCUGACUUCAGUAUUGAUCAAUUCCACUACUUACUGAAGCUCUUACUCUGGCACGGCAGAAACUCAUACAAGAGAUCGGCCAAAUUGGGCCAAUUUAUCAUUCACCGUGGAUUAAUUAUUUCUGUUGCCCAGGCAAUUUAUUCCAUUUCAUCUCACUUUGAGCCUUUAGCGCUUUACAAAGGCUGGCUUAUGGUUGGCUACAGUACCCUAUACACCAUGGCUCCGGUGUUUUCAUUGACUCUCGAUACUGACAUCGAUGAGAAACUCACCAAACUUUACCCUGAGUUGUACAAAGAACUUACAUUGGGUAAAUCUUUGUCAUAUAAGACUUUUUUCAUGUGGGUGGCUAUCUCCCUUUUUCAAGGUAGUGUAAUUCAGCUCCUCUCCCAAAAAUUUCAAAGUCUUGAUGAGGAUAAGUUCUUGACUAUGGUGAGUAUCUCGUUCAGUUGCCUUGUUUUUAAUGAAUUGAUAAUGGUAGCUCUCACGAUCAACACGUGGAAGAAAACUAUGGUCAGCACCAUUGUGGUGACCUUCAUGAUCUAUGUGGUGCUGAUCCCAUUCUUGACGGAAUACUUCGAUUUGGACUACAUCACCAGUUUUUCAUUCUAUUGGCAGACAGCCUUGGUUCUUGCUGUCAGUCUCUUCCCUGUAUGGUUGACGCAGACUGUUAACAGGAAGCUUAGGCCCCCAUCGUAUGCUAAGGUGCAGCAGCAGUAA
Messenger RNA from Sungouiella intermedia, 3450 nucleotides. The record is from the annotation of a GenBank genome assembly. NCBI's taxonomy places the organism in Eukaryota, Fungi, Ascomycota, Pichiomycetes, Serinales, Metschnikowiaceae.